CUCAAAAACCGCAACACAGUGUUGCGUCACACAUGCCACUACCUUUUCGUCUUAAUGAUUCAGCAUGGAGUAUAAAUUCGAGAACAUCCAAAAAGUCCUCGUCGCCAAUCGAGGAGAAAUUGCAGUGCGACUUAUCCGAGCCUGCAAGAAUGUGGGCAUAAGUAGCGUCUCGAUAUAUACACAAUCUGAUUCAACAUCUUUACACGCUUCACUUGCAGACGAGAAUAUUCUUCUUUCAGGCGAUAAUGCAAAUGCCUAUCUAGACAUUGAUGAGAUCUUGAAAAUCUGUAAAGAGUACAAUGUCGAUGCCGUGAUCCCAGGAUAUGGCUUCCUCAGCGAAGAUGCAGCUUUUGCUCAGAAAGUCGGAGAUGCUGGCAUGGUGUUUGCGGGACCGAGUCCGGAAUCUAUGACGGAGAUGGGACAAAAGCAUCGAGCACGCGAUCUAGCUAUUUCUGCUAAUGUUCCAAUUGUUCCCGGAACAGGCUUACUGGAGUCUGAAAAUGAUGCUCUUGAUGCGGCAAAGAAGUUGGGAUUUCCAGUCAUGCUUAAAGCCACAGGUGGGGGAGGAGGCUUGGGAUUACAAGUUUGCCAAAACGAAGAAGAGCUCAGUCCUGCAUUCAAGAAAGUCAAAAGUAGAGGGAAUACGUUGUUUAACAACUCCGGAGUAUUUCUAGAGAAGUACUACCCCGAGAGUCGGCACAUCGAGGUUCAGAUCUUUGGGAACGGGACAGAUGUAGUACACUUUGGUGAACGAGAAUGUAGCAUUCAAAGACGACAUCAGAAGGUUAUAGAAGAGUGUCCAAGUCCUUUCGUAGAGCAACGACCAGGUAUGCGAAAACGACUUACAGAUUGCGCAGUUGCGUAUGCAUUACAACUUCACUACAAGUCUGCUGGCACAAUCGAGUUUCUCGUCGAUGACAAGACAGGUGGUUUCUUCUUCUUGGAAAUGAAUACUCGAUUACAAGUCGAGCACGGAAUUACUGAACUUUGUUAUGGCGUUGAUUUAGUCGCUCUCAUGCUCCAGCAAGCAGACUGUGAGAGGGCUGGAAAGACUGGCCUCUCGUCAGAGUAUCUACACUCAUUGCAGAAAGAUGGACCAAAUGGUGCAGCGAUUGAGACGAGAGUGUAUGCAGAGGUGCCGUUCAGGAACUAUGCUCCGAGCCCGGGACUUCUUCAGCAUGUUCAAUGGCCUGAGGGAAACGGUAUUCGGGUUGAUACAUGGGUGAAAACUGGGCAACGGAUUGCUUCUUUUUAUGAUCCUCUGAUUGCCAAGGUGAUGGUGCAUGCUAUUGAUCGAAACGAAGCGUGCAAGAAGAUGACGAGUGUAUUGUCCGAAGCAAAGCUACAAGGUCCACCUACCAAUUUGUACUUCUUGAGAGAUGUGGUUGCUUCAAAAUCAUUCCUAGAAGGCGACACACUAACCAACUUCCUCGAUACCAAGUUCACCUACAAGCCUUGCGCGAUAGAUGUUCUCUCCCCAGGCUCCUUCACUACUAUCCAGGACUUCCCAGCUCGUGCUACCAGUGGCCAUGGUAUUCCCAAAGGCGGUCCUAUGGACAAUAUCUCAUCUAGAAUUGCAAACAUCCUCGUCGGCAAUGAUCCUGGUACAGAGUCAAUGGAAAUCACAAUUUCAGGCCCAGAAUUGCUCUUCACUGCACCAGCUGUCUUCGCAGUCUCGGGUGCUCCAGUUACUGUGACCAUUGAUGGCGAAGAAAAGCCGAUGUGGUCAAGGAUCGUCAUCAGUGCAGCGCAGAAACUAAAGAUUGGAAAGGUUGAGAAUGGAGGAUGUCGAUGUUAUCUUGCUGUUAAAGGCGGAUUUCCUGAAAUCCCAUCAUAUCUUGGAUCGAAAGCUGGUACCCCAAGCUUAGCAUUUGGUGGAACACAAGGCCGACAACUCCAAAUGGGCGACUGGAUCGAACUCGACCCCAAAACCAAAGAAUGGUCAAAAUCAGCAAAACCAUACACCCUCCCCAAACCCUGCAUCCCAGACUACGAUAUCAAAGAAAUAUACUGCAUGCACGGCCCUCACGACUCCGACGACUUCAUGACGCCCAAAGACCGCCAAAUGCUCUACAGCACCGCCUGGAAAAUUGGCCACAACUCAAAUCGCACCGGCAUCCGCCUCGUUGGUCCCGUGCCCGAAUGGAGCCGCAAAGACGGCGGCGAAGGAGGUUCUCAUCCUUCGAAUGUUUUCGAUUACGGGUAUCCGAGUCCGGGAGGUAUUAAUUGGGGAGGUGACUCUGCGGCCAUUUUUUCGAUGGAUAGUCCGGAUUUGGGAGGGUUGUUAUGUUCUAGUACGAUUAUUUCGGCGGAUUUGUGGAGGUUGGGACAAGUGAAGCCGGGUGGGCAUCUUAAGUUGACGCCUACGACUUUUGAGCAUGCUAUUGAGCUUAAGGAGAAGAUUGAGAAGUUCGUUGGAGAUAUUCAGGCUCUUGUUGAGGGGACGUCGAUUCAUGUUCCGGUGUUGGAGCUUUCUUUGCCUGCUUCUGGAUUACCGGAAGGUACCUCGAAUGCUGUGCUGAAAGAAGUUCCUGCCAACGAGCAUCGGUUCAGGGUCGUGUAUCGACAGGGCGGUGACUGCUUUCUGCUUGUAGAAAUAGGACAACAAACUUGCGAUGUCAGAGUAACCAGUCGAAUUCGACUUCUCGUCCAAAAACUAGAAGCCUUAAACUUAGGCUUGGUCAUGAACCCCAAUAUUGGAUCGGUAAUGAUCCAAUUCAACGCCAACACCAUCACACAAAGUGCGCUCCUAGCCAAAAUAACAGAAGCAGAAUCCUCCAUCGAAUACACAACCUCGAUCGAAAUCCCCUGUCGAGAAAUCCACCUCCCAGUCGUCUUCGACCACCCUGAUAUCCGCGCCUCCGAGCAGCGAUACAUGGAAACCAACCGUCCAACAGCCGCCUACCUCCCCGACAACGUCGAGUACCUCCGAACCAACAACGGCUUCUCCACCCGUCGAGAAGUCUUCCAGACAUUGCUCGAAUCACCCUACCUAAUAGUAGCAGUGGGCUUCCUAGUCGGGACUCCAAUUCUAUUCCCCUUGAACCCCAUGAGCGGUAUCGUAGCUCAGAAAUACAACCCAACUCGAGUCUCCACCCCCGGAGGCACCAUCGGCAUGGGUGGUUCCCUGUUCGCUAUCUACCCGCUCGAAGCUCCCGGCGGGUACAUGCUGUUUGCGCGGACCAUGGAAUGCUGGGACACGUUCGGCACCGGAGCCAGCUUCUCGCCUUCUCGUCCCUGGCUCUUUGAACCCUUCGACAUAGUGCGCUACCACGAAGUCAGUGUCUCGGAAUACGACCAACUGAUGCUGGACUAUCGCCGCGGAGAAUAUAAAUUCGACAUCCGAGACGGAGUCUUCGAUCUCCAUUCCGUACAUGAACGGUUCGAGGAAUCGCGCACAGAUCCAAAAGUCAUCUCGUUCAGAGAAGGACAAAAGAAAGGUGUAGCACACAACCUUGCACUGGAGAAGAAACUGUACGGGGAAUGGGUUACGGAGCAAGAAGCGGAGAAAGCUAGGGAAGUUGAACGAGUUAAAGAGAUGAUGGAGUCGGAGCCGUCGAUUACGAUUGAUAGCCCGAUCGAUGCGAAUGUGUGGAAGGUGUUGGUGGAGCCGGGAGAGGUGUUGAGAGAGGGGCAGGUGGUGGCGAUAUUGGAGGCGAUGAAGAUGGAGAUUAAUGUUUUGUGUACGGAGGAGGCGGUUGGGGCGAAAGUCGAGGCUAUUGCGAGCAAGCCGGGGACGGUGGUGAGUCCUGGGGCGUGGAUUGUUGUUGCCAAGGUGCAUUGAAGUGGAAUUGUUGGAUAUAGGCACCGCGUGAGCAAGGUUUGGAGUCUAAUGUUUCCAGAAGUCGAGGUUUGUAGAGAUUAUUCUAGAAAGCAAAGCAGACUGCAAUGGCUAGGU
This is a messenger RNA of Mollisia scopiformis, 3898 nucleotides long. RefSeq lists its product as uncharacterized. The record is from RefSeq and is a predicted model, not a curated record. Gene Ontology annotation, molecular function: ATP binding; metal ion binding. The coding region runs from base 65 to 3784 and encodes 1239 amino acids. The transcript is spliced from 11 exons. Lineage: Eukaryota; Fungi; Ascomycota; Leotiomycetes; Helotiales; Mollisiaceae.